UGUAACUUAAAUCUUGCGUCGUAUUUGUCAUACUAGCUAGUGAAGAAGUAAUAUUUCUAGGUUCUGAUGGAUUUAUUAAAACCAAGUGCAGCGAAUUCAUCACCAAUAACCCCAGUCGGGUUCUUAGAGAGAGCAGCAACAGUAUAUGGUGAUUGUACAUCAAUCAUCUACAACAAAACAAUCUACACGUGGAAGCAAACCAACUGUAGAUGUCUUCGACUUGCAUCAGCUUUGAAAUCAGUCAUCGGUAUUCAACGUGGAGAUGUUAUAUCAGUUUUAUCACCAAAUCUACCUGCUAUGUAUGAACUUCAUUUCUCUGUACCAAUGAGUGGAGGCAUAUUAAACACCAUCAAUACUCGUCUUGAUGCACGUACCAUUUCGAUACUGCUAUGUCAUAGUGAAACAAAACUAAUUUUUGUUGAUUUCCUUUCCCGCUCUAUAAUUCUUGAAGCAUUUUCUCUUUUCCCGCCAGAAACUCAACCUCCUAUGCUCAUUUUUAUCAAUGAUGAUGGAGAUGACAAUAAAAACUCUUCAUCUGAUCUCGAUUUUACUUAUGAGAGUUUGUUAAUGAGAGGUGAUCUUGAUUUUCAGUGGGUACGACCUCGUAGCGAGUGGGAUCCGAUGGUGUUGAACUAUACUUCAGGUACAACAUCGUCUCCUAAAGGUGUAGUCCAUUCUCAUCGUGGCCUUUUCAUCGCGACCGUCGAUUCUUUGGUUGAUUGGUCAGUACCAAAACAACCUGUCUUUCUGUGGACCCUGCCAAUGUUUCAUGCGAACGGAUGGUGCUUCCCUUGGGGAAUGGCAGCAGUUGGUGCGACUAACAUUUGUCUGCGAAAAUUUGAUGCUGCGUCCCUUUAUGAUUUGAUUUGUCAGCAUCGAGUGACCCAUAUGUGUGCGGCACCAGUUGUGCUAAAUAUGUUAGCAAAUGAGCCUGGUAUAGAACCACUAACAAACAGUAUUCACAUUUUAACAGCUGGGGCACCACCACCAGCGCCAGUGCUUCUUCGAACGGAAUCAUUGGGGUUUAUGGUGAGCCAUGGUUAUGGAUUAACUGAAACUGCAGCAAUCGUCGUGUCAUGUCCAUGGAAACCUGAGUGGAACAAAUUAACAGCAACGGAAAGGGCUAGGUUGAAAGCGAGACAAGGAGUGAGAACACUUGGAAUGACUGAAAUUGAUGUGUUGGAUCCGGAAUCGGCUGCAAGUGUAAAACGAGACGGAUUGUCCUUAGGUGAGAUUGUUUUACGAGGUGGUUCGAUUUUUCUGGGGUAUCUUAAAGAUGCGAUAGGUACGAGUAAAUGUUUGAAAGAUGAUGGAUGGUUUUACACGGGGGAUGUGGGUGUUAUGCAUCCUGACGGAUACUUGGAAAUUAAAGAUAGAUCAAAAGAUGUGAUUAUAAGUGGUGGGGAGAAUAUAAGUAGCGUUGAAGUUGAGUCUGUAUUGUAUGCGCACCCAGCGGUUGAUGAAGCCGCUGUGGUUGCUCGGCCAGAUGAAUAUUGGGGUGAAACACCUUGUGCAUUUGUGAGUUUGAAACCGGAGAAGAGCCCGCCGUCACAAAAAGACAUUAUAGAGUUUUGCAGGGCCAAACUGCCUCGCUAUAUGGUGCCUAAAACAGUUGUUUUUGAAGAGUCUCUUCCUAAAACCGCUACUGGUAAGAUUCAGAAAUUUGUGCUUCGUGAAAAAGCUAAAGUUAUGGGUGCAGCUUAAGUGUUUUUGAGGAAUUGACUCAGACGAGUUGA
This is a messenger RNA of Papaver somniferum (opium poppy), 1736 nucleotides long. RefSeq names its product probable acyl-activating enzyme 5, peroxisomal. Lineage: Eukaryota; Viridiplantae; Streptophyta; Magnoliopsida; Ranunculales; Papaveraceae. The coding region runs from base 67 to 1704 and encodes 545 amino acids. The record is from RefSeq and is a predicted model, not a curated record. The transcript has a single exon.